AAACGGGGAGGAUCAUGUAACAAAACUACGUGCUUCUGGAUGAUGGAAGGCAGGUUGAGAGGUUACCUGCCAUUGACACGAUCAGGUGACUGGUUUAUGUGGCAACAAACAAGGAAGCUCUAUACAGUGCCGCCUCAGGUGCUGAAUUGUCAAGAGGAGCUGAACAAACAAACAGGAAAACGAGCUCCUCCUGAUCAGUGCCUUGGCCCUGGAGAUUGAUUCAAGCAGGAUUCGAUGGUCCGGGCAACAUGGAGGCUAAGAUAGUAAGAUGUUAUUUUUCUUCUUCUUCUUCUUCUUCUUCUUCUUCUUCUUUUCUUUUUUUUUUCUCUCCCUACAUCUGAUAUAAGUUGAAACCUCCAACUUAAAAUCUCACUUUUUUUUUUUUCUUAGUCAAGAGACCCCUAGAGAACUCCUUUCAAGUUCUGGACUAAAUGAAAUUUGAAAACAAGU
This is a messenger RNA of Rubroshorea leprosula, 450 nucleotides long. The record is from the annotation of a GenBank genome assembly. NCBI's taxonomy places the organism in Eukaryota, Viridiplantae, Streptophyta, Magnoliopsida, Malvales, Dipterocarpaceae.